CCGGAUGUCAUUACACGCUUUAAAGUAUCGAGGAGUAUAAGCAAGACCUAAGGUAAAGCCAUGGAAGCUGUCGCUCACUUUGUGAAUGACACCGUAGAAUUCUACAAAUGGAGCCUUACUAUAGCAGACAAGCGGGUAGAGAAAUGGCCGAUGAUGUCAUCUCCCUUCCCUACUCUGGCCAUCAGCUGCCUGUACCUGCUGUUCCUGUGGGCGGGGCCUAGAUACAUGCAGGACCGCCAGCCCUUUACGCUCAGGAGGACGCUCAUAGUGUACAACUUCAGCAUGGUGGUCCUCAACUUCUACAUCGCCAAAGAGCUCCUACUGGGCUCCAGAGCAGCGGGGUACAACUACCUCUGUCAGCCCGUCAACUAUUCCAACGAUGUCAAUGAAGUCAGGAUAGCAUCUGCUCUUUGGUGGUACUAUAUUUCCAAAGGAGUGGAGUUCCUGGAUACGGUCUUUUUUAUCCUGAGGAAGAAGUUCAAUCAGGUCAGCUUCCUCCAUGUCUACCACCACUGCACCAUGUUCAUCCUCUGGUGGAUUGGCAUCAAAUGGGUCCCCGGUGGACAGUCCUUUUUUGGUGCAACUAUCAACUCCUCCAUCCAUGUCCUUAUGUAUGGGUACUAUGGCCUGGCAGCCUUGGGACCCCACAUGCAGAAGUACCUCUGGUGGAAGAAAUACCUCACCAUUAUUCAGAUGAUCCAGUUCCAUGUGACCAUUGGCCACGCUGGACACUCACUUUACACGGGCUGUCCUUUCCCUGCCUGGAUGCAGUGGGCUUUGAUUGGCUAUGCUGUUACUUUCAUCAUCCUGUUCGCCAACUUCUACUACCACGCUUACCGUCGUAAACCAUUCUCCGCCCAGAAGGGAGGCAAGCCUGUCACUAACGGCAUUUCCAUGGCAACCAAUGGUCAUAGUAAGAUGGAGGAAGUGGUGGAUAAUGGAAAGAAGCUAAAGAAAGGAAGGGCAAAGAGGGAGUAAGGAAGGAAAUAGAGGCUGCCUUUCAACAAACAGGAGGACAGUUAUGUUGGGGGCCUCGGGAGAAGGGGUGGAAGGGGUCAAAGAGAAAUGUUCAAACAUCAGAAGAGUCUCCACCAUCCCUGCAAAAAAAAUAUAUGAAGAUAUGAUUUGUGAACAACCUACAAAGGUGAAAGGAUAGCAGUAUGUGUUUGCUGGUAUGUCUAU
Messenger RNA from Lampris incognitus (smalleye Pacific opah), 1182 nucleotides. It is a transcript of the gene elovl4b, whose product is annotated as ELOVL fatty acid elongase 4b. The transcript is spliced from 7 exons. Gene Ontology annotation, cellular component: endoplasmic reticulum; endoplasmic reticulum membrane. Bases 61 to 978 code for a protein of 305 amino acids. Gene Ontology annotation, biological process: fatty acid elongation, polyunsaturated fatty acid; sphingolipid biosynthetic process; very long-chain fatty acid biosynthetic process. Lineage: Eukaryota; Metazoa; Chordata; Actinopteri; Lampriformes; Lampridae. Gene Ontology annotation, molecular function: fatty acid elongase activity. The record is from RefSeq and is a predicted model, not a curated record.